Podospora pseudocomata is the source of this 2059-nucleotide messenger RNA. RefSeq lists its product as uncharacterized. The record is from RefSeq and is a predicted model, not a curated record. Bases 854 to 2059 code for a protein of 401 amino acids. The transcript has 4 exons. NCBI's taxonomy places the organism in Eukaryota, Fungi, Ascomycota, Sordariomycetes, Sordariales, Podosporaceae. Gene Ontology annotation, molecular function: zinc ion binding; 5-methyltetrahydropteroyltriglutamate-homocysteine S-methyltransferase activity.
AAAAGUUUCAAGGCAAGAGAAAUUUGAAAAUAGUCGAGAGGCAUCUUCUUUACAGCAAGUAUUUGGGGCUGUGCUUCCACGUAGACAAGAGAUCGUGGAGUUCGGUUGUCUGAAGCAGUGGGUCAAAAGUGGUAUUGUGCUGCUCUCAUUGGCUCAUGCAGAUCGGCGCUUUUUUUGACAUCCGCAGUUGACCUGGUCGUUCAUCAGAUGUUGACUGGUGAUGGCAUGCUUCUGACUGAGGUUAUUCCCAUUCCCACUGACGACUGCUGCCAAAGCAUUGGCACAUCCCAGCAUGGCACAAAACACGCUAUAAAACUGAUCAACGAACCAGCAACUCGACCUCUCGAUUACCACACCCUUCUGCUUUCCCUCUCCCUCGGCGCUUCCAUUCAAUCCCGAUUCAGCAUGAAGUCGUAAUGGUUGCAAUCUUGGCCCGCAAUAGUUGGGGCAAAGAGCCCACCCCUGAUCUCCACCCCGCCUCUCCACCUACUCCAAACCCCGCCCUCGGUUUCUUCCACCCAGCCGGGCUGCCCUUCUCGCAUGGGAAAGAUGGGGGCUGUGGAAUGGCCAGCCAGUUAAACAGGCGCCACGGCCUGGCUGAAUUGGAUAUGCCGGAAGCCAUGCACGCGUUGUUGUAUCAUCUGCCUCGCCCCUACCCAUCAACCCCAGUGGAGGUCACAGUCUGACCAUAUGGAACCCCGCUCCCGUCCACACUCAUCUACCUUUCCCGCCCCUCCUUCACGGCCUCCUGGUUUCCCCUCCCUCUUCUCCUUUCUUCUCCUUUUGUGUUUUUGAGUGAACCCCGAAGCGUCCCAGGAAUUACUUCUCAGCCAGCCCUCACAGACACAGUAACAUGGCGCCUUUCCGUGCAGAACAUAUGGGCUCGCUCCUGCGGCCUCAGGAGCUUCUCGACGUGCGAGAGGCCAUCCGCGAGAAGAGGCUCAGUGAGGAGCAGGCUGGCCUUCCUGCCGUCGAGGAGAAGGCGGUUGGGCAUGUGGUCAAGCUUCAACAAGACCUUGGCUUCAAGGCUGUCACGAGUGGUGAAUACAACCGCACUAGGUUUUGGGGUCUCAUGUGGGACGAGUUUGAGGGCACUAUCCGUCUCCAGGACGCCGAGGCAUCCAUGUUCCGUCUCUAUCACCCAGACGUCGUCAGCUUGAUCGAGCAAGACCGCAAGGUCAUGCCGGGAGACUCGGUCAUUGCCGGCUCAAAGCUGUCUUACAACCCAGCAAAGUCGGUCUCUAACCUCCAUGAGCUCCGCCUGGUCCAAAAGUUUGUGCCCGAGAGCGAGUGGGGCAACAUCAAGCUCACAAUGAUCACUCCUGCCUGGUUCCACAUGAGAUAUAAGCAAGGCCGAGCCUACACCAAGGAGGCGUACGCUAACGAUGCCGAGUACUUUGAUGACGUUGCAAAGGUGUACCAGGCCGAGCUUGAUGUUCUGUACAAGGCUGGCCUCAGAAAUGUCCAGUUUGACGACCCUGGCCUUGCUUACUUUUGCUCCGACAAGUUCCGUCAAGGAUGGGAGGAGGACAAGGACAACAUUGGCACGGUGGAUGAUCUUUUGGACGUCUACAUCAAGCUCUACAACGACUCCAUCAGCAAGCUCCCCGCUGACUUUCACACCGGUGUGCAUCUCUGCCGAGGCAACUUUAUCGGCGGCCGCCACUUUGCCGAGGGCGCCUAUGAUAUCAUUGCCCAGAAGUUGUUCACCGAUCUCAAGGUCAACACUUUCUACCUCGAGUACGACACCGAACGUGCCGGCGGUUUUGAGCCUCUGAAGUACCUCCCCAAGGAUCGACAUGUGGUCAUUGGUGCCAUCAGCACCAAGCUGCGUGAUCUGGAAGAUAAGGAGGAAAUCAAACAGCGCAUCUACAAGGCCGCCGACUUCGUGGCUGAAGGCAGUGGACAGACACGUGAGGAGGCUCUUAAGCGCAUUGCUCUGAGCCCUCAGUGCGGCUUCAGUACCCAUGAGACAGGCUACCCCCUCAGCGAGGAGGACGAGAAGAAGAAGCUGGCACUUGUUCGCCAGAUUGCUGAUGAGAUUUGGGGAGAAGCGUAA